Molecule: messenger RNA, 2200 nt
Organism: Lampris incognitus (smalleye Pacific opah)
Lineage: Eukaryota; Metazoa; Chordata; Actinopteri; Lampriformes; Lampridae
Gene: eed
Product: embryonic ectoderm development
Exons: 12
Coding region: 17-1348 (443 amino acids)
Biological process (GO): negative regulation of transcription by RNA polymerase II
Cellular component (GO): ESC/E(Z) complex
Molecular function (GO): protein binding; nucleosome binding
Source: RefSeq, a predicted model, not a curated record
AGGAGGUCAAAGCAAAAUGAGGGAAAACAGGAACAUGCCAGAGUCUCCCUGUCAGGCGGGAAAAGAGAUGCCUGCGAAAAAGCAAAAACUGAGCAGCGAUGAGAACAGUAACCCCGAUCUGUCCGGAGACGAGAACGAUGAUGCUGUCAGUGUGGAGAGCGGGACAAAUGUCGAGCGCCCAGACACACCCACCAACACCGCCAAUGCCCCAGGCAGGAAGAGCUGGGGCAAGGGCAAGUGGAAGUCCAAGAAGUGCAGAUAUUCCUUUAAGUGUGUUAACAGCCUGAGGGAGGACCAUGGCCAGCCGCUGUUUGGAGUCCAGUUUAACUGGCAUAGCAAAGAAGGGGACCCCCUUGUGUUCGCCACAGUCGGCAGUAACAGGGUCACUCUGUACGAGUGUCACUCCCAGGGAGAGAUAAGACUGUUGCAGUCGUAUGUCGAUGCUGACGCAGACGAGAACUUCUACACAUGUGCCUGGACCUUCGACACCAACACCAGUCAUCCUCUUCUGGCCGUCGCCGGAUCCCGCGGCAUCAUUCGCGUCAUCAACCACAUCACCAUGCAGUGCAUCAAGCAUUAUGUGGGUCAUGGAAACGCCAUCAACGAGCUGAAGUUUCACCCCAGAGAUCCAAACCUCCUCCUGUCUGUAAGCAAAGAUCACGCUCUUCGCCUGUGGAACAUACAGACGGACACGCUUGUGGCCAUAUUCGGAGGUGUGGAGGGUCAUCGAGAUGAAGUCCUCAGCGCGGACUUUGAUCUCCUGGGUGAGAAGAUCAUGUCAUGUGGGAUGGACCACUCCCUCAAACUCUGGCGCAUCAACUCGGACAGGAUGCAGAAAGCCAUUCGUGGGUCAUACGAGUACAACCCUUCAAAGACCAACAGGCCGUUCGUCUCACAGAAGAUUCACUUCCCGGACUUCUCGACACGAGACAUCCACAGAAACUACGUGGACUGUGUGAGAUGGCUCGGAGACCUUAUUCUGUCCAAGUCAUGUGAAAAUGCCAUCGUUUGCUGGAAGCCAGGGAAAAUGGAAGAUGACAUCGAUCGAAUCAAACCAAACGAGUCCAACGUGACCAUCCUGGGACGCUUCGACUACAGCCAGUGUGACAUCUGGUAUAUGCGCUUCUCCAUGGACUUCUGGCAGAAGAUGCUGGCCCUGGGAAACCAAGUAGGGAAGCUGUACGUCUGGGACCUAGAAGUGGAAGAUCCUCACAAAGCCAAGUGCACUACACUGACACUCCCACGAUGCACUUCGGCCAUCCGACAGACCAGCUUCAGCCGGGACAGUAGCAUUUUAAUCGCCGUGUGUGACGACGCGUCCAUCUGGCGCUGGGACAGGCAGCGCUGAAGACACCCGGCAAAUGUACCACCAAGCCUCACAUUGUGUUAUUCCAGUUGGUCAGGGCGCCAGUGUAUGUCUUGGUCCCGAAGUCCUCGUGCAGAUGUUCGCUGUGGAGCGUGCCCACCCUGAGGCAUCAUUUACACUCUUAUUUAGUGCUGAAAAAUACUUCAGACAAGUGAAAAAAUAUCCAUCAGUUUCAGUUCUCCUCAGUGAAGGGACUGAAGUGACAUUAUUUAGAGACAAGGUGUUCGUCCCCCAGGUUCAACAAACUCACACUGAAUGCAAGAAAACCCUUGAAAUAAAUCAAUUUGUGCCAGAACUCAGUGAAAUUCUCAACCAAAUGACAAACUGUAUUUCAUCACUUGUUUAAAGAAAGUUGUUUUAACACCCAAUAGGAGAUUAAAUGACUUGUUAAUAUAUAUAAUUUUUUCAGUGUGUUUACAUUUAUAUCCAGUAACAUAACCAGUUAAAUGACAAACCUUUCCAAAGAUGAGUUUUGAUCACAUUCCUUUGUCUUUACAAUAUUCAGCUAGUUUGAUUUUCAGCGCAUUUACCGGAUGGAGACAGUGAGCUUGAAAAAAGGGUUUUGUAAAAGAGGCAAAAAUGUUGGUACUGAGGGGGAAAAAAGCUUUCUAUGCCCCCCCACAGACACAUAGACAUACAUACAUACAUGCAUACAUAUAGACACACAGUUAAGAGAAAGUAUUCAUGAGCUGUAAUUGAUUGAAAACCUCAGAAUGGAAAGGGACUUAUUUCUUAUUCUAAUUUUUUCUCCACAAAACCCCCAAAUAUGAAUACACUGAUACUGUCACUAGAAGAGUUGCUCCUAGCUUGAUUUGGAUUCAAAUAAAACCUAUU